Bursaphelenchus xylophilus (pine wood nematode) is the source of this 3259-nucleotide messenger RNA. The record is from the annotation of a GenBank genome assembly. Lineage: Eukaryota; Metazoa; Nematoda; Chromadorea; Rhabditida; Aphelenchoididae.
AUGAAACCCAAUUUCCGCUUCGAGAUUCUGGAUUUUAACUAUUUCGGGCCGGGCCGGGCCGAAACGUUGGCCCGGCCGACGGGCCGGAAAUGGUCCGGCCGGCCCGGCCGAUCUGAAAUCGGGCCGACGGGCCGAAAUUUCGGCCCGGCCGGCGGCCCGACCCAGGCCGGCCCGGGCCGGCCCGGCCCGGGAGCCAUGUCUACUUGCCACGGAGUCUUUGCUUCGGCUCCAGCAAAAAGCAAAAAGUUGCACAGUGCAAAAGCAAACAUUGCUUUUCACUGUCGCCCCAAUCAUUCCAGCGACUUUACAAACGGACUAGUACGGUCAUAAUCGUUACAUGACCCUCCUCUUCAGUUGUGAAUGUUUUCGACUUCUACCGUCUCAAAGAUGACUACCCUAGAUUCCUUAUCUCCGUAACAAAGUCUCUCGCUACACCGCCUGCAGCAUUUGAUCACGCGCCAAACCCAUAAACAUCUUUUCCGGGCCUUUCUCAUUGUUUUUUUCGAUCAGUGUCCAGAAACACGAACUUUACACUGUAAAAAAGACGGAGAAAAAAGUCGGCAAUGGUCUUCCGAUAACCAUCGUUUUUUUCGCGCGCCUAAGGCGGGGUUUCAAACCGGGAGGAAAAAAAGUUGUUUGUAAAUAGAAAGGAACAGUUUUUUGUGACGCUGUUUUUGUAACUGACAGUAAAAUUCGAUUAUCAGCAAAAAAUUGCUGGAUUCCGAAAAUUGGGCGAUGAAAAGGCGGGAAAAGUCUUGUGGUUGGGGGAAAAAACUUGGAUUGAAAGGUUGGAAUAGUAAAGUGGAAGUGUAACGUGCAAAACGAAAAGUGAGAAUGGGGGUUUUACUGCGGAAAAAGGGAAAUGUAAAUAUGAAAAAAGCCGAAAAAUAGUAAUAAUGCCGUUUGGAGAAAUGUCAAGUGGCCUUUGUUACAUAAAAUGGCAUUUUUGAAAUUGUAAAGUGACCAAAAAUAGUAUUUUGUUGGCGGAUUAGACUUAUAAGGGCUUUAGAAAAUUUCGAAGCUGAAGUCGGCGUUCUAAACAUUAUAAUGUAAUGGGGAAUUGAGCCUCAUAUAGACAGGUCAUUGGUAUCAAGAUAGUCUAGAAAGCAACUCCAGGCUGUUCUAGAAAUCUUACAGUAGACUUGUGUGACGGCCUAGAAAUUGAUUUCGAUCUUUGAAGCGUAAGUCUGUCGGGAAAAUAAUGAUCACAAUGUCCCUUCGCCGCAUCGACACAAUUCAUUUUCUCGGCGGCGAUGCGAUUUUCAAUGCAACACUUGCUCAUUAUUUUACCGGCAGGAUGAUGAUCCAAGUGCUCAGAUGUUGACAAAUUUGGAAUAUUUUUUUCUACGACAUCUGCAACACUCCUAGCAGCUUGCAAUUUGCAGAAGCGACCGAAAUUUUUGCUACUGGCGCUCAAAAGUUCAGAACUGUCUAUUUUUCCUUUCUCACUGUGCACCUUUCUACAUUUGCCUCGACAAUUUUGCUUUUCUAUGCUCCGUGUGAUCCAUUCUGGAUUCCAAUCGUAUAAUGUUUUAUGUCCUGAACGUUGGCGGUUUAGCUGCGGCGAGCCACGCCUGAUUAUCCUCCCUAAACCCGACAAUUCAUAAAAUAGUGGCCGAUCGUGUCGUCCCCUAUUCUCAACUGUUUUUUUAAUAAAACUGUAACACAUUUCAGAAUGAUAGUCCGUGUGUCUUUCAUAGUACUCCUAUUAGUUUUAUUAGCACAGGUGUGUGCUGUGGGACAGACUGCCAAAAAAACAAGAGCCAAAACGUAAGUCAGCAGUGUCGUAAGUCAACGCCGGUGCUCUUAUCGUAUUUACGGCUUGAAAAGAAAAUCCACAGCUUCGAAUCCAAGCUGAAAAAAUUUGCCUUGCUAAAGCCCAUUUCCAGAGGAAUUUUGAUCCGAGCUGCAGCAAAGAGUGGAGGCACCGUGACCAGAGGUAAUAUUUCGAAAUUUCUAGGCUAUUCUUGGCCAAGUUCUUAACAAAUUUCUUUAGUUUCGCAUCGAAGAUCGCUCCCAUCAGACGCUCCACGAAGAGGCCGAAGAAUCAAGUCGAGGAGAAGCAGAAAAUUGACAACACCGAAUCCAACCGUCACCCUAAAGACGAGUCUGACCACCCAUCUGCAAGGAGUCACGCCGGUCCCACUAAGAGUGGCACCACCUCAUCGAACAAGCACCACAAUGGCAGUACUGUGAGUUUUGAGGGAUAUCUUUGAGGAGAGAGUAUGUGAUGAUGUCCUGAUGAGAUGGAGCCACGUUCUAUUUACCAUAUAAAUCUUGGUAGAAAGUGAAAAAGUCAAGAGAGCCAAAAAACCAAAUUACAAUUUCAUCAAUGUGCAAAGCCCAGAUUUCCUUUCAAAUUUGGAGGCAUUGACUCACUUGGGCCAAUUUACAUACAUAUAACUGUCCGUCGGGAAAAUAAUAAGCAUAAUGUAACAUCUAAAGUCGAAUCACCGCCGAGAAAACGAGUCGUGUCGCGGGAAAAGCAAAUUUUCUUCCAAUUCAACGACGCGAUCGGCGCAGCGAUAUUGUGGUCAGUAUUUUCCCGACAGACUCAAAGACUUUUCCCCGGGGUGACAAAUUUGCAAGGAUAAUGAGAUUUUUGCCGUCUACCUUUCAUAUGUGCUCGAUGAUGUUUGCAAAAAACACCUUUCUGUUCGAUAUCGGUAUUAUCAAAAAAAAACAAAAAAAAUCGCAGUUUUUCUCAUAUCGGUCCUUCGAGAACAUGAUGUGGAUUCGUUGUCUGUCACUUUCGCUCACACUCUGAUUUUUUCUGCACAGCGCAAACGCCAUAAACCGACUUUCAAACGAGCCUAGUAUCUGUCUGUCGGGAAAAUAAUGUGAAUUCAAAUUUCCCAUCGUUGCUUUGCAACGACCAACCGCGGCUGGAGAUUUUGCGCGACUACGACGAGCCAGACAUGUUGCAGCAAAAAUCCACAUUAUUUUCCCUACAAACUGAUAUGGUCCAAAUUUGGGGUUAAGGCGACAAAGUUUUAUCGCCAAAUUCUCAAUUUUUCCCAUUUUCAGGCCCACCACCUUCGCCUCCCGCCGCCCCGUCCCCGCACUGACCCCGCCUCCCCUCCGGGGAUUCAAGGUCUCGUCGGCGUUGAAUGACGCUCCUCCCGCCAUUCGACCACCUCCGGGCGUCGCGAAGAAGCUGAACAUGGCUAACAUCAACGACUUCAUGAGGCUUGCCAGAUUCAUGCUUCGGCGUCGGCGAACCCAACGCAAAAUUCAACGACCUCCAAAGCGGCAUUAA